AUUUCCGUCCACCGGUUCCCUUCCACCACCACCACCAGGCAAGAAAUUCACUAUCGGUGUCCCUCUUGUUGAUCGGAGAUGGCAAGUCUUCCUCCUCCCCCUCCCCCACCAGACAAGAAAUUCGCCUGUAUGUUCUUAAUCUGCGAGUAUACUCGUAAGUUGGAGUGGUAUGCUUUCGAAAUCUCCGACGACCCGAAGCACAACCAACCCCUCCCUCCUCAUCUUCCUCCUCCUUACACGAUACUUUCUCGUGACGGUUUCAGCGACCUCCUUCCUUUCCACGACGACGACGACGAGCCUGCACGAGCGACCGCUCUCGAUCCCAUAGCGACCGCCGCACAGCAAGAAGAUGAUGAUGAUAGGGUAACGGGCUACGUGAUUCUUUUCGGAGACCAGCCGAAGGUGGGUCCUUCUCUUUACCAUAUUUGUGCAUCCGUAGAUGGGAUGAAAUUGGGCGAUGAUUCGUCAGUAGAACCUAUUAUUGAACUAAUUGGCGGCAGCGGUGGGGUUCGGGAUUCCGAUGCUUCUAUGGAUUAUUCCGCUGUAGCUGCUGCAAUGCCUAAUCGCGUACCAUCGUCAUCAUGCGCUCGUGCUUGCCUCUUUCUUGGGGACAAACUUUAUUAUUAUGAUUGCCAGAAAGAAGAAAGCAGCGUGGAGGAGGAGGAGGCACAAGCUUCCGGGGCUUUUAUGGCUUACUACCCAAAACUAAAUGCAUGGAAAUCUCUGCCUGACCCUCUGCAUAAGUGGACUUGUUCUUCGGGUAUCUUCUCAGCAGCCACGGAGGAUGCCUCCGACGGGCCAUGUAUUGUGGUGGGUUCUGGUACCAAAGGUCUCCUCCAAAUCUAUUUUGUCGAAAGCAAAAAAUGGAAAGAAAUAGAGUUUUGUGUGGGCGACAUCUUUACCCCAAAUGAGUUAGAAGGAAUAUUUGAAGGACCAGCUGUAGCUGUUGGCAACAAGUUGUAUUGGUAUGUGCUGGCUGAAUUCCACCAGGAAUUCCAGCAGUGCCUGAUUCAAUAUGAUUUUGUGGACAAGACUUGGUUCCGGGGCUCUUUACAGUUGCAUGACCAUGGAAGCUACGUGAAGGAGGACUUCUCCAUUUAUGUGGACUCCCGUCCACAUCACUUCCGUCCACGCUUGGCUCAUCUAGGUGGCGACUUGUUCUGCUUGUUUUGGGUUUCGAUGUUGGGCAAUUCUUCUCGCUUACACUGCAUGAAGUUCCAAGUAAUUACUAGCAACGAUUCUCCGGAUAAAAAGGGGUUUUUUCCCUUGGAGGUCUCCAUCCUGUCGUGCCAAUCUUAUGUAGUUUCUGGGGCAAAGCGUUUCGUUGAUUCUGUGGUGGUGGACGGUCAUCUUGGGUACAAGUCCGGAAUCUCCCAGCAGUUGAUGGUAUGUUAGCAAUUUCUCCUUAUUAUUAUUAGUACUUGUUUCUUAACAGCACCAACCUUUUGUUUUCUUAUCCUCUUCAAAUUAGAAAUUAAGGGUAGGAUUGAUAGUUGUGGAAUGCUUGUUUCUUUGCAGAU
This is a messenger RNA of Rhododendron vialii, 1520 nucleotides long. RefSeq lists its product as uncharacterized. The record is from RefSeq and is a predicted model, not a curated record. Bases 79 to 1395 code for a protein of 438 amino acids. Lineage: Eukaryota; Viridiplantae; Streptophyta; Magnoliopsida; Ericales; Ericaceae. The transcript has 2 exons. Gene Ontology annotation, molecular function: protein binding.